UUGAUUUAUAAUAUCGAUAAACUACUUCCUCUUUCUCUUUUAAAACAAUAUAAUCGGACAAAAUGUUAAUAUUAAUAUUGGUAAAGCAUUUACCGUGAAUUAUUCAUCAUUUCAUUUUUGAGAGGAUGGCUUAGGAAUUUAUAAAAGCGGACAGAAGGUCACCUGACAACAAAUCAGAAUGAGUAAACGGUUAGAGAAAGGGGCGAGAAAGAAAAGAUCGUCGGAAGAUCCACACCAGCCAGUAAGACGCCAGCCUGAUAGAUUUACAGCAAGUCUGAGAAAAGCAUUGCCUACCAUGCAAAAUGUACCAAGUAAAACCAGUAUCAAAACGAGACAGUCACUGGGAAGUGAAGAAGUUGUCUCACCAACACCAAAUGGGAACAUCAUAGUUGCGGCUAUUGAUUUCGGAACGACAUACUCCGGCUAUGCUUUCUCCUUUAAACAUGAGUUCAAUAUAAAUCCUCUCAAAAUUCAUGGAAAUGAAUGGCGAAAUGUCACUCAAGGUCAGAUGAACGCGAAGCAACAGACAUGUUUGUUGCUUACAUCAGAGAGGAAGCUGCACUCGUUUGGAAACGAGGCUAAGGCUAAAUACUUAUCUCUGUCUGUGGAGAAUAAACAUGAAGAUUGGUAUUUCUUCUGGGAGUUUAAAAUGAGUCUUCACCAAGUAAAGGAAAUACAAGGCAACUAUCAGCUAACUGCAGAAAAUGGGAAAAAGUUAGAUGCUCUGACGGUUUUCGGGCUGUCCAUACGCUAUUUGAAGGAACAUCUAUUGGAAGUACUGCACCGUAGUUUCUCAGGUGUGAAAGACAGGGACAUCACUUGGGUGAUUACUGUUCCCGCUAUAUGGAAUGACUCCGCAAAGAAGUUUAUGCGAAAAGCUGCAGAGAUGGCUGGUAUAACUAAGAGUUGUAUCGAAAUAGCUCUAGAACCGGAAGCCGCAUCCAUCUACUGUCGACAGCUGCCUAUCACGCGAGACCCUCAAACAGAGACCGGCAUGACAAAGUUUCCAUCAGGAACACGAUAUCUCAUUUUAGAUUGUGGAGGCGGAACAGUCGAUGUAACAGUUCACGAAGUACUUGAAGACAACAAUUUAAAAGAGCUGCACAAAGCGACAGGAGGAAGAUGGGGCGGUACUGUUGUCAACAAAGCUUUCUUGAACUUCAUUUCUAAACUUGUCGGGACUGAAGUGUUUCAAGACUUCUCCACUAAACACAAGUCUGAUUAUCUUGAAAUGCUUGACGAAUUUGAGAACAAGAAAAGAAUGGCAAGACCCGAUUCCAUGGAAAUAGUUACAAUCCGGAUUCCAAUCAUGUUACAAGAUAUGUUUCGCGGCGCUUCGAACAUACCAUUGAAUGAUCAAGUGGUCAAAAGCAAGUACAAAGACAAGGUACAUAUUGUUGGCGAUAAGCUUAGAAUAGAUGCUGAUCUAUUUAAAUCCUUCUUUGAUGAUUCUGUCCGAGAUAUAAUUGCGCAUGUUCGUGAUUUGAUGGACUCGUUCCCAAGACCCGUGAAAGCUAUUUUGAUGGUUGGCGGGUUCUCUGAAUCACCAGUUCUUCAAAAGGCUGUUAAAGAUGGCUUUCAGAAAGAAGUAGAGGUUAUCAUACCUUUGGAUGCUAGUCUUUGUAUUAUGAAAGGUGCCGUCUUGUUUGGACAUCAGCCAUCGAAAAUCACUGAAAGAAGAUGCCGCUUUACAUACGGAGUGGCAACCGUUGUUUCAUUUGAUAAAGAACAGCAUCCAGAAGCGAAGAAAAUAGAAAUAGACGGAGAAGAAUUGUGUAAUGAUAUUUUCGAUAAACACGUAGAAGUUGGUCAAACAGUUGUUACUGGCGAAGCACAAUCUACAAGUACAUAUUACCCGAUGUCUGCUACAGACACCGUUUUCCCAGUGGUUUUGUUCAGAUCAACAAAUCCCGAUCCAAAGUUUGUUGACGAUCGAGGUUGCGAGUGCGUGGGUUACUAUCUUCUUGAAAGAACACCUGGAACAAGACUUGAUUCAAUUGAAGUUCGUCUCAUUUUUGGAGGCUCUGACAUUGUUGUAGAAUCAGUAAAAGCGGAUGGUAGUGUACAUAGAGCUGAUUUCAAAAUGGAUUAGGUCUUCGACAGUUAGACAGCAUAAGGCGUGUUAUAUAUGAAAAUGUUUUUGAGGGCCCCUUGUUUACAAAGAUGAUAAUAUGCAAAGUGUUCAAAAUGUAGAUUAAGGUCAUUAUUAUCACAAUCAAAGGUGACUAAACGUCAUAGGUUAUAAUUAUUAGUUUUUGCGUUUCCGUUGAUUCAUAAUUUACUGUUUUGUUUAAAUUAAUUCAAUAUUUGUCUUACCAGACCAAAUACAUUGUACAUUACCCCAGAGCCAAAAAUGCAAUUUCUGCGUUAUGAAAGUUUUGAUUGCUAAAAUUGAAGACGCUCGUGCAACUGUGUUAGUUGAGUAAAAAAAAAUUUCAUUAUCCACACAUGUUCCAACCAUGUACAUACUUAACUUUAACUUUCUUAACUAAGCCAUCUUUAUUUAAGAUGAGUGGAUAUAUUGAUUGAAGGAAACAAAUUGACUGUUUUUAUAAUCUAAUAACACCAUCAUGCCAUACACACGAAUUGAGGCCGUUUUGAAACUAGCUAUUUGUCUUCUAGAAAGAAAAUGGCAUUAAACGCUUUUGGAUACUACAGAUUCUUACAAAAAUUUGAAAUUUACCAACCUCAUGCUUAUCUUAAUCUAUGCUUCUCGUAGCCUACCUUCCAUAGUUUUGCUUCUGUACGUUGCAAGACAAUAAAUAACAUUAGCAGGUUUACUACUGCAACAAAUGGAUAAAAGGAUAAUGUAGACAGUUGUAAAUAUUUUUAUCUUGUCCUUAAUUUUUGCAGAUGUAAUUAUACUUGCAAUCGCUAUCUCCAUCUGUCUCGAUCUCGAGAAAUAAGAGAGAGAGAGAGAGAGAGAGAGAGAGAGAGAGAGAGAGAGACAGACAGAUAGAGAGAGAGAGAGAGAGAGAGAGUCAUUGUUACUUUUCAAUAUUUCACACGAUUAAAAUGUUUCAAGGUAUAUUUCACAAUAAUAUCCAAGAUUUUCUUAUUGAUAUUAAAAUCAUUGAUCAUGAAAACUA
Messenger RNA from Mercenaria mercenaria, 3089 nucleotides. RefSeq names its product heat shock 70 kDa protein 12A-like. The record is from RefSeq and is a predicted model, not a curated record. The transcript is spliced from 6 exons. NCBI's taxonomy places the organism in Eukaryota, Metazoa, Mollusca, Bivalvia, Venerida, Veneridae. The coding region runs from base 179 to 2092 and encodes 637 amino acids. Gene Ontology annotation, molecular function: ATP binding; ATP-dependent protein folding chaperone.